This is a messenger RNA of Ziziphus jujuba (common jujube), 1005 nucleotides long. Its product is annotated as disease resistance protein Roq1-like. The coding region runs from base 1 to 1005 and encodes 334 amino acids. Gene Ontology annotation, biological process: signal transduction. The transcript has 3 exons. The record is from RefSeq and is a predicted model, not a curated record. Lineage: Eukaryota; Viridiplantae; Streptophyta; Magnoliopsida; Rosales; Rhamnaceae.
AUGACCAAUAAAGUAAACGCGGCUACCAAUGCGUUUUUCCCCUGUUCUUCUCCACAAUACAGAGUGACAGAAACGCAGCGUUUUGGGCAACUUACGAAGAGGGUUUCCGUGUCGUGGAUAGGCAACCUGUCGGAGAACAAUAAAAGAUGGCAAAACGGCGUCGGAGAACCUAGCUGCAGCAACUUCAUUGGAGAGCCAAGGUGUGAUGUUGGAAACAGAGGUUAUAAACAUAUGGUUGCUUCUUCUUCUUCUUCUUCUUCGUCUCGUGAAAAGUAUGAGGUGUUUCUCAGCUUCAGAGGAGAGGACACCCGGGAUGGUUUUAUUGGACACCUUUAUAAUGCUCUUUGUCAAAAGCAUAUACUGAUCUACAAGGAUGAUGAAUACCUUGAAGGUGGGCUUGACAUAUCAGAAAUUAUGGAGGCGAUUAGGGGAUCUAAAAUUUGCAUAACAGUCUUCUCCAAAGACUUUGCAUCUUCCACAUGGUGUUUGGAUGAAGUGAUUCGCAUACACGAAUGCGAGAGAAAUGGGAAUGAUGUCAUAUCCAUUUUUUAUGGCAUAGAACCAUUCAUGGUACGAAAACAGGAGGAAAAUUAUGCUGCAUCAUUUAAUAAAUAUGAACAAUGUUUCGAGGACAAUAUGGACAAGGUGCAGCAGUGGAGAGAUGCUCUCAGUAAAGUGGCUGGUAUCAUUGGUUAUGAUUCAAAGAAAGGAAGGCCAGAGUACAAGUUAAUUGAAAAAAUUGUUGAAGAUGUUUUAUGGAAAUUGUCUAAGUAUGGAUCAACAAAUGAUCAUUUCAAGAGGCACUUGAUUGGAACUGAAAAGCCUGUGAAGGAAAUUAAAGGAUUGUUAUGCAUUGGCUCAGCGAAUAUUCGCAUCAUAGGUCUUUAUGGUGUGGCAGGAUUGGAAAGACCACUCUUCCUCAAGCUAUAUUUCAAAGUGUAUUUGGGGCAGGGUGGUCCUCUGUUUGAAGCAAUGUCAUCGAGGCUUCUUGCCGUGUGUUUGUAG